CUCUCCCUCCCUGAAAAUGUAGUCAGGAAGAAAGAGUACCAAACCAAGCAACAGGCUCUCUGGUAUAGAGCAACUUUUUACUGCUGAGCUGUAUAAUGGCAGUGAGUUACUUCAGGCAAAACACAGCACUAUCUCCAAACUGGACAGCAGUGCAGAUAUGUCCUCUAUGGAUAUAAGUCUGUCUGCAAAACAAAGCCAAUUCCUGCAUGGAUAAACAAAGAUGACAGCUGGAUAACCUGGACAGAAUCGCCAAAAUGAAUUCCUCCUCUCUGGACUGGUCCAUUCAGAGUGCAUUGUCAUCUCUUUACCCCCCAUUUGAGGCCACUGCUCCAACGGUCCUGAGCCAGCUCUUCCGUACCAUCGAGGCACGUUACCAGGGAGAUGCACUGCAGUGCUUUUUGGAUUACCUCAUUCCAGCCAAGCACAUCCUAGAGAGUGUGCAACAGGCUGCCUGUGCUGAGUACUCUGAUGUUUUGUUCCGGUGUGAAGGUUGGCCUCUCUGUUUGAGAGACCGUGUGGUGAUCCAGCUAGCCCCCAUUAACCCCUUACUGUUACGUCCUGGAGACUUCUACUUACAAGUGGAACCGUUUGGGGAACAGUCAGCCCGUAUAGUCCUCAAGAACCUCCUUGUGCAAGAGGAUCUUUUGGCACAGGAGGAUCUGCUCUUACUAGCAGGUUUUAGAGCACAAAAAGGCCCUGCCGUGGAGGAGACUCCCAUCCCAGAGACAUCCUACCCUUGCAUUUUCACUGAAGCUUGGUUAAAGGAAAUCAAUGAGGGUCGUCAUAGUAAUCAGCUACAUCAAUAUGUGCUUUCUUCUGAUCAAGGGAUUGUGAAGGUACCUUGGGCAGAAGUAAUCAACCCUGAAUUUCUGAAUAGGCCAAAAGCUAAGGUUGAAUCUAAAGCAUCAUGCACAGCUGCGGGUUUAAUACGGCAACAUAAUACUGAAGUAGAGUCCAACUCACAGUUUCCUGUAAACAUGUCUUUUCCUAAAACAACUCUUGAACCAGAAACCAUGAUCCUUCCAGCUAAAAAUGGCGUUGCAGUUUCACAUCGAUUAGUGAAAAGUGGCAACAAAUUUGUUAAGAUGGAUCAAGGGAAACCUGUGAGUAAUCCUGUAGGCAAACCUGUUGGUUGGGUUUCUCCAAAUAUGUGGGACAGCAGGCCCAGUCGAGAGCUGGAGGGGGAGUAUGUAGAUCUUUUGGAUUUUGCCAAAGAUAAGGAUGCUUUAAGCUAUAAAAUAGCUGUUAUGCCUCAAGUUCCAGUGUCUUUCAGACCUCAUUCCCCUCUUUCAAAAGGAGACAGUGCCCCAUGUGUUCAAGCCUCAGGAUUGAUGGAUGAACACUGUGUUCCAUCUUCAAGAAAUAAUCAGUUUUCUGAAGAUCCACAGAAGGAUUCUGAAUCCAAGGGUAGGCAUCGUCAAUCUUACCUAGCAGCUAUUAAAAACCCAGUAAAUUUUGAGAAGGCAAACCCAAUAAUGCCCCUGGAUGAAACAUGGCCAGGCUUAGGAGAAGCAGAACCAGGAUAUGAGGCACAAGGGGUUGACCUUGGGACUGAGUCUUUGAGCAGUUCACCAGUGCAGGAUUCAAUCCAACUUGGGCAAAACCUAAUACAGUCCUGUACGGAUUCAGUUGAGCAAGAUCAGAACUUAGUUCAAAAACGUAGCUCAAAUAUGAAAACAAUACAUCUUUCCCAGAACACAGCACUGCCAAGUCUCAACACAGUUGAACAGCCAACACACUUGCUUACUGAAACACCUCCAGACAAUCUUCAGAAAAUUGUACUAGAAGAUACUGGAGCAGUUAAUCUCAACAGGCAACAGUGCUUGAUUGAGCAGGAACCCCAUCAGAUGUGGACCAGUGUGCAUAAGCAUCACAAAAUGCAACACUUGCCAAAAAUGGGACUAAGGGCUUUGCCAGACCAUAGAAGUCACAGACAAGAGACUGGUGCCUACAAAUGUCAAGGUGCAGGCAAGGGAAUUCAAAUAGAUCAGUGUGGGUAUGGCCUUGCACCUCCUCAUAAAUCAAUUCAACAACCUGCAACCUACAACCUACCUUGUCUAUUUCCUCACCCACAGAACUUGCUUGAAGAACAGAACAGUCAAUUGGAACAAAGGCCUAAGUGUGAAAAGCAAUGUGGUGAAAACCCUGUACCAGCAUUGAAAGGUUUGGGGAAAAGCAGGCCUAAAGCCCGCUCUGCUUCCUCAGUAUCAGAGCCAGCCAGGGAGUGUUCACAGGAGGAUAGACCAGCCAGCAGGAGUCGCAGUGAUGUCUGUCCAGAAAUCAUUCCCAUGGUUCCUGGAGUUCAGGUUCAAAGAAGCAAGAAAUGCACCUUUGGACUUGUGUCCCCAAAACUAGACAGACGGAAAGCAGCAAAAAAUGACAUUUCUGCUACUGGGUCAGUUGAACAGUUUACUGCACUUCAGAAUGGUGCAGUGCUCCACAGCGCUUCAGCCCAGUUACAAAGCCUCUCUCCUGAACAUGGAAGUCAGCUUACUGCCCUUUCACAUGACCCCACCAUCAAGAAUGUUCUCCAACUGGGCAUCAUCUGUCUGCCAGGCAGUCGCGACAGAGCUGGCAGAGCUGUGCUUGAAGUCCAUGGGGGAAAGAAUGGCUGGGCAUCCCCUAUGCUCUCUCCUUUGGUACUCUGCAAACUGGUCCUUUAUCUUCACUCCAUUCCGAGGAAACAAGUGAGAGAUCUGGGAUUAACAGUCAUAAUUAACAGCCGGAAUGGUCCGAUUUCCUCCGUGCUCUAUAAGGCUUUGCUAAUGGUCCAGGAGCAGGUCCCUCGUGUUAUGCACAGUGUCUUGUUGUUGGUGGAAAAAGACCAAAGUCCUCGAGCAGACAGACCACCAGGAUUACAGAUGGAUAUUAUUACUUCAGUAAAAGUUCUUCAUAAGAGUGUUGAUGGACAGCAGCUUACCAGUGAACUUGGAGGAUCUUUCCUUUACAAUCACAAUGACUGGCUACAAUUCUACCAAAAACUGUUCCUCUUUGAGAUGGACCUUCAGGGAGCAGCCUUGUUAUUACAGAGUGCUAUAAGAAAAUUGGACAGUAACAAGAAAACUGACAUGGCAGAGGAUGUAAGGAUGUGUAUCCAAGAACAGAAGAGCGCCAUGAAGCAAGUACUUGAAGAUAGACAUAUGGUCACGCUUCAGAGGGACGGUGGUUCUAUACUAGCCAGAAUGCGGAAGGAAGAAUAUAGAUUUGCUCAUUCUGAAGACUACAGGGACUCAAUGAAGGCUGUAAUGUGUCUGUAUAACAAGGUGGAAGAAGGAGUCCACACUCUGGUUAUGAGGUCCAACCAAUCACUGCAGCAUCUAGAUCAUGUGCUCCUACUGAGGGAAACAGAGGAACAAUUUAACACAAGUAGAGAGUGGUGUGAAGAGGAGGCUAGGAGAUGGCAGAGGGACCUUGACCCAGCAGAAGAAACCAGGGAGAUACUGGAGCAAAGACAUGCAGACAUUUGUGCUGUCCUCACUCAGGCAAAGGAGAGAAAAGAGAAAGCAAUGUCAUUGAUGAAAGAUGUGGAGAGAAAGAUCCAGGGAACAUGUUAUCCUGAGACGGAUAUUUUCCAUAUUCACAUGACAACAUUCAAAACCAACGUGGCAGCUUUUGUGUUGCAAGCUGAACAACAUAAAUCUGACCUGGAGGCAUUUAAACGUCUGUUUAAUUUCUGUGAGCAGGCCUUUACUCUUACCAAAGAAUGCAGUCAUUAUCUGGAACACAUAGAGAUGGGCUGCUACCCAGAAACAGUCAACAUAAGCAAGCUGAAAUCUUUUCAAGAGAGAUUUAAAUCCUUUUCACUUGAGCGCUUCGUGGAGGAGAAGAAUACCACUAUGACUGAGAAACAUCACAGAGUGAUCCGUGUGUGGAGUGAGGCUUGUUCGGCGUGCCAGGAGGUCAAGAAGACGCUGGAGGAGAAGCUGCUAGAGUUUGAUAGAAAGCAAAAGCUACAAAGAUUUGUACAGAGAGAUGAAAUAAUGUUGAAGAAUGAGGAACUCUCUUUGCAAACUCCUACUUCCUGCCUAACCAGCUUAUCCUCGGGUAAUGUUAAGGCCCAGUCUCAGCAGAGUGAAGCUCAUAGACAGACACAGAUUCAAGAGAGUCAUGCUAGGGGUAAAUCCGUAAAUAUACACAAAGAUUCAGUCUUUGCAAGCAUCGUAACUGCGAACUUAGUAAAGUUUCCACGUGAAAACCAUAGUGAGACUGAUCUCAGGAACGUUGACCUUGUUGGCAGGGGUGAGAAGACUCGAGCGUUAGGCCGAUCCCAUAGUGAGGGCUCUUGCAUAAGAAGCUUUGAUCCUAUGUUAACUGGGCCUCCAUUAUCUGUGUGUCAAAAAACAUCUACCAGCAAACCCAAUAUGUUGCUAGCUGACAGAGAAUGUGUUGCAUGUCAUCAAGGCAGCUUCUGCUCAGACUUUUCCAAUAUGAAACCUGAAUGGAUCCAAAUGGAUAGUGAAGAUAAGCCAGUUGUCACUCUGGAUGACCAGGAUUCUCAAAUAUCUCGGCAAGAGAGCUUCUGUUCUAGUGUGUCCAGCCCAAGACAGGGCUGGAUGAAAGAGGAGAAAAGCAGCAGGAUCCACCUGGAUGAUAGAAAUUCAGGCUACUCCUCUAGAGACACUACAACUCCAGAUGGACUAAAGGAUACCUCAGACUGCAAUGCUUCCUCAGAACUGGAAAACAGCAGUAAUUUACUUAAAUUGCAGCACAUCAUGGAAGAGUUGUUGCAGACAGAAAGAGAAUAUGUGAAAGCACUGGGCUAUGUUAUGGAGCACUACUUCCCAGAACUUGAGCGCCAAGAUGUACCACAAGAUCUGAGGGGACAAAGAGGAAGCAUAUUUGGAAACCUUGAAAAACUCAGAGAGUUCCAUCAGCACCACUUUCUCAAAGAGCUAGAACUUUGCUUAAGACACCCUUUUCGUGUAGGACGAUGUUUUCUACGACAUAAAGAGAGUUUUGGUCUCUAUGCUCUCUACAGCAAAAAUAAACCUCGCUCAGACCACCUGCUGAUCAACCAUGGCAAAGAGUUCUUUAAGCAGAAACAGCAGCUGCUUGGAGAUAAAAUGGACCUGUCGUCAUACCUGCUAAAGCCAGUGCAGCGCAUCAGUAAAUACAGUCUGCUUCUGCAAGACAUGAUCCAGGAGUGUGACGCAACGUCACAGAAAGCUCCUGAGCGAGCCGAGUUACAAGCUGCAUUAGAGGUCAUCCAGUUCCAGCUUCGUCAUGGCAACAACCUCCUUGCUAUGGAUGACAUCCAGGAAUGUGAUGUGAAUCUUAAGGAACAAGGGCAGCUGAUUCGCCAAGACGAGUUCCUGGUUUCCUUUAGGAAGAAGAAAUAUUACAGACAUAUUUUCCUUUUCCAAGAUCUUAUCCUUUUUAGCAAGACCAAGAAGACAGAGGUUGGGAAUGACAUAUAUAUCUACAAACAGUCAUUCAAGACUUCUGACAUUGGGAUGACACAUAACUGUGGUGAUAGUGGGCUGUGCUUUGAAAUCUGGUUUCGAAGGAGGAAGUCACAAGACACAUACACACUACAGGCAAGAAGUUAUGAAGUGAAGGAAGACUGGACCAAAGACCUGGAGAGGAUUUUGUGGGAGCAGGCUAUACACAACAGGGAGAUUCGUAUGCAAGAGAGAGUCUUCAUGGGAAUUGGAUGCAAGCCUUUUAUGGACAUUAAGCCCAGUGAAGCUGCCAUCUGUGACCGUGCCAUUAACUGUGCUCUAACAGGACGAGACUGUAAAGCACCUGUUUUUUCUGGGAUACCAGACACCGAACAAGGAUUUCCUGUCCAGAGGCCGAAUUCUACUGGUUCAACCAGCUACGUGUCGUCUUGCAGCCACUCAUCUUCAUCCUCUUCCUCGGGGAGAGGAUCUGUCUCACCUGUUGGUUGCCACAUUGGCCUUAGUAGAAGAAUUGUUUCUGUGUCUGACCCUGGAAGAUUCUCUAGUCCAGGAGAGCAUGACUUAGACCAGGAAAACGUCAGGCAAAAUCAGCUUGUGGACAGUUCAGAAUCUUCAGGCGAGAGUGUAAGUGGCUUCAGCAGUUCUGGCUACAGUUUCCAGUCGGUGAUUGCAGGAGAACAUGAGGUGCACUCCUUAGAGGUGUCUGACACUGGUCUGGGGAAAGCAUGCCCCCACAAAAUAGAGGACCACCAGCAAAACAAAGACAAACCUUCUAAACCACAAAACCAAAAGAGGGAUCAACCACUCAAGUUUUUUUUCAUUCACAAUGCAGGUUCAAGGGAAUAGUCACAUGGGAAAAUCAACUGAAGUUUGAAUAGAAUAUUAUUUUAACCAUGGAGCAUUAUGGACUACGUAGAACUACCAUAUCAACUUGUAAACUUUGUAAAAGUACAUGCUGGUGCUUGUUCUCUCAAAAUUACAGGAGGAUGCUCUCAGUCACCACAGAUAGUUUUAUCCUGGAGAGUGUGAUUGCAAAGCUGAACAACAUACUAUUUAUUAUUGUUUAAUUUUUUUUUUUUUUUAAACUAGCAGUUUCUUCUCACUUGUUUGCAGUACAUAAUUUUGUACUCUAUUUGUUAUCCAAAUUGUAAGCUUAUCCAAUGUGACAGUUGUUGUGAUUACUGUAUGUAUUUUGUUUUUCCUUUUAUGUAUGAGCUGAAUGAUGAUUUCCUGUUUCCCGUUAAAUGUGUAUAUGCAGUAUUGCAAAAGGGAGUAAAAAAUACUUAUAAUUUUUGUAGAUGUACUUGGCAAAGGCACUGUAUAUGUCUGAACGCAAACCAAAAUUAAAAAUCAUCACUUACAA
This is a messenger RNA of Ictalurus punctatus (channel catfish), 6765 nucleotides long. It is a transcript of the gene quob, whose product is annotated as quattro. NCBI's taxonomy places the organism in Eukaryota, Metazoa, Chordata, Actinopteri, Siluriformes, Ictaluridae. Gene Ontology annotation, molecular function: guanyl-nucleotide exchange factor activity. The record is from RefSeq and is a predicted model, not a curated record. The transcript is spliced from 23 exons. Bases 255 to 6248 code for a protein of 1997 amino acids.